GGGUUUCACCCAUAUCUUUUGAGUCUUGUUUAACCACAAAUAGAACGAGAAUCAUAUUCUGUCUUAUCCCCUCCAUCUCCCACAACUGCUGUCCAGUCAGCUGAUUUAUCUCCAGGACUUUUUGUGCAAAGCUCCGUAAGUGAUCGGUUUUAGAGAAUUUUUUUUCCCUUCCUUUUGAUAAAAUUACUGGAUGAGUCUUCAUUCAUGUAGACAAAUACUCUUUUAUAUAUUAUCAUCAGUGCAUGUCAUUACAACAAAUAGGCUGGUUUUAGGGUGAACGGUUGCAGUAUGUACCUGCGCCUCUGAGCAAGGAUAAAUGAGGAGGCAAGGACAAAAUGUGCAUUUGUGUGGCUGUGCAUGUGAGCCUGUGUACACGCAUGAGACGGGGAGGCUGGUUUAGUAUGCUUUUGUACUUUAAAUCAUGUGGAUGCAACACGCGGCAUCAGUUCUGGCAUUUCCCUCGGCCAAUGAGGGGCGAGCUCGGCCGCCUGCAUCACCGACGUGCCGACCUGUAACGUCGGACCGGAGGCGGGGCCGACGGAGACAUUUAGUUUGACAUUGUAAAUAAGCAGAAAGCAGUUGUCAGAGAGCAGCCCGUGAAGCCUUUCUCAUCCGACCAGCGGCUGGAGGGACGGAGACCGCCAGGAAAAAGACGAUGCCAAGAAAAUUAGAAGAUGUCGGUAGAUGCGUUCGGAGCUGGACCCUGCGAUGCCCAGCAGACCCUGCAGUCCUUUUGGCCUCGAGUCAUGGAGGAGAUCAGGAACUUGACCAUAAAGGAUUUUCGUGUGCAGGAGCUUCCCCUGGCUCGAAUCAAGAAAAUCAUGAAGCUGGAUGAGGAUGUCAAGAUGAUCAGCGCCGAAGCUCCGGUCCUGUUUGCCAAAGCCGCUCAGAUCUUUAUCACAGAGCUCACCCUUAGAGCGUGGAUCCACACCGAGGACAACAAGAGGCGUACACUACAGAGGAACGACAUUGCUAUGGCGAUAACAAAGUUUGACCAGUUUGACUUCCUGAUUGACAUCGUGCCCCGGGAUGACCUCAAGCCCCCUAAACGACAGGAGGAGAUGCGUCAGUCAGUAGCUCCUGCAGAGCCGGUGCAGUACUACUUCACCUUGGCCCAGCAGCCCGGAGCUGUGCAGGUCCAAGGCACGCAACAGGGUCAGCAGGCUGGAGCGCAGACCGCCACCACCAUCCAGCCCGGACAAAUCAUAAUCACACAGCCACAGCAAGGACAGAUGUUGCAAGGUGCCACCAUGCAGCAGUUACAGCAAGUGCAGGUGCAAUCACAAGGCACACCCAUCACGAGCGCGCCCGUCGCCAUGCAGGUGGGUGAGGGCCAGCAGGUGCAGAUUGUUCAAGCCGCCGCAGCCCAGGGUCAAGCUCAGACGGCCCAAGCUCAAGGCCAAACCAUGCAGGUCAUGCAGCAGAUCAUCACCAACACAGGAGAGAUCCAGCAAAUCCCGGUGCAGCUAAAUACAGGCCAACUUCAGUACAUCCGUCUAGCACAGCCUGUCUCUGGAGCCCAGGUGGUGCAGGGACAGAUUCAAACUCUGGCAAACACACAGCAGAUCACGCAGACUGAGGUGCAGCAAGGACAGCAAUUCAACCAGUUCACUGAUGGACAGCAGCUGUACCAGAUACAGCAGGUGACAAUGCCAGCAGGACAGGAACUGACCCAGCCCAUGUUCAUCCAGUCCACCAACCAGACGGCCGACGCACAGGUCACGCAGGUCAGCACCGACUGAGUCCAACCCGGAGCCUUUCUCUGCAACAAUUAACAACACGCUCACCAGCCUGUCUGAUGCAGACAGACGUCAUCAACUUCAACAACAGAUGCUCUGAUAUGAUAUUUGGAAGAACCGCAGAUUUGAAAUGAGGGACCGGGGAAGUUGCAACAAAGCUCAUGUUUUCUAAUAAAUUUAGUUCAUCGGAUUGAAAACCAAAGGGACGCUGUUAGACUCCUAUUGAAAUUUUAUUCAGACUUUGAGCAGUUCUCUUUUUGUACUUUUCUCUCUGACAUCACAUUGUGUAAAAAAAAAAAAUAAUAAUAAUAAUUAAACCGAAGGCCUGAUUUCUGUAUUUUCUGGACUGCAAGGACUGUGUGUUGUAAAUUUGGUCCCCUGUGUCAGCCCACAGUGGACCUUCAGUCCAGAAGCUGAUUUGAUGCACUUAGUUUACAAGAGCCAUGCUGUCAUUGUAAAACAGGGGGAAAAAUGACUGUGACGUAGAAGCAGCGUACACAAAAAUACAUGCAUGUUGGCAAGGUCCCAGACGGUUUGUGAGCAGGGAAACCAAGCAGCAGCAGCCUCAGUUUCUUUCCAUCAUAACAUAUCUGAAUUUGAAAGAAACGGGAAAGUUUUGCUGCCUUUUUCACUUUCACCUGGAAGUUAACUGGGGGGAAAGAAAAAAAAAUCUGUAUUUGUAAUGUAUUUUUGGCUAGACAUAUCCCUUCACUCUGUGUUUUCUUUCACGUAGUUGGACGAAUUGAAGCCAUAUACCUCAGAUAAGGUUUAAUUAUUUACUCUGUUGGUUUAUUUUCCCACAUUGAUGAAGCACUGCUUUCUUUUGUAAGGGCUUCAAACUGUGUAGGCUAGUAGUGUGUGUGUGCCCAGUUGAGUGUGUGCGUUUGUGUUUUUGAGCAUCCACACUCGAUGUUGCUCUUCCAGACUUUUUCCUCAUCUGGCCUGAAGAGCAGAGAACCUCCACUCUGCCUUUUUAUGCAUUUUUACCCAGUGCACUCCUACCGGGAGCUUUUCCCUCUUUCGUCUUGUGCCCUGCUUGAUGUCUCAUGUACAGACACAUGACUCCAUCUGGAGAAAAAUACAACUUCUCAAUGUUUGCCCUCAUAACUUCUCCAUUGUCAUUUCUCAUUUGUACAGUAUAAAUAAUGUUUUUAUCCUUGUUGUUUUUGCAUGUAGUUUAAAUUGCCAGCAUGGCAUGUAAUAGCUCGGUACCAUUUUAUUUUUGAUGUUAAUUUUUGUAAAACAAUUCUGUUUGUGAAAUAAAAUAAAAUAAAUUGAAAAGCA
This is a messenger RNA of Poeciliopsis prolifica (blackstripe livebearer), 3023 nucleotides long. RefSeq names its product nuclear transcription factor Y, gamma (gene nfyc). Gene Ontology annotation, molecular function: protein heterodimerization activity; DNA binding; DNA-binding transcription activator activity, RNA polymerase II-specific. The record is from RefSeq and is a predicted model, not a curated record. Gene Ontology annotation, biological process: regulation of DNA-templated transcription. Bases 675 to 1742 code for a protein of 355 amino acids. Gene Ontology annotation, cellular component: CCAAT-binding factor complex; nucleus. Lineage: Eukaryota; Metazoa; Chordata; Actinopteri; Cyprinodontiformes; Poeciliidae. The transcript is spliced from 11 exons.